AUGUUUAGCAUACCACAGUGCAGAACUGUGUUCGGUGAGCCACCUCCCAAAGAACCAUAUGUGUUUCAAGUUGGACCAAACCUCAGUGAUAAAAACAACACCGAGAUUAUACGAAUUUUGCCUGGAGCUGCCUAUAAAGUACGCUAUAUAUUGUAUAACAAUGCAACAAAACUCGCUUACACCCAGUGGUCACAGCCAUUCAAGACACGUGAUCUACCUCAAAGCCCAAGGGAAAUGUAUGUUUCUCUGCAAGGACGCUCGGGAGGAAUGGUAGUCAUCACUGUGAUUCUCAGUAUCUCCAUGUUCAUGCUCUUGGUUGGCCUUGCAGUCACAUUUGCAACACAUAAGUGA
Molecule: messenger RNA, 351 nt
Organism: Staurois parvus
Lineage: Eukaryota; Metazoa; Chordata; Amphibia; Anura; Ranidae
Source: the annotation of a GenBank genome assembly